UCCCUCUCAGCGUCCCCCAGAGUAAAAUUACCCCUUUGGAGUUCUUUGUACCACCUGAAUAUAGUCGUACGGUGAGGACAAUCAUUCUUUGAUGCAAGCGUCAUUUCAUCUAAGCACUGACAGUAAAACUGCCCUUAUCUCACUACGUGACCACAAUGACAUGGUCCGGACUUUACACUGUCAAUACGAAUGAACAACUAAAUCAACAGACGCGCUGCUGG
Molecule: messenger RNA, 221 nt
Organism: Acanthoscelides obtectus
Lineage: Eukaryota; Metazoa; Arthropoda; Insecta; Coleoptera; Chrysomelidae
Source: the annotation of a GenBank genome assembly